Cydia amplana is the source of this 881-nucleotide messenger RNA. It is a transcript of the gene Gip, whose product is annotated as putative hydroxypyruvate isomerase. The record is from RefSeq and is a predicted model, not a curated record. Lineage: Eukaryota; Metazoa; Arthropoda; Insecta; Lepidoptera; Tortricidae. The coding region runs from base 20 to 802 and encodes 260 amino acids. The transcript has 4 exons.
UUUCAGCAAAAUUAAAACCAUGAAGUUUUGUUCCAAUCUUGCGUUUAUGUUCACCGAGGCGUCGAGUGUUUUGGAAAGGUACGCGCUGGCCAAAGAUGCAGGGUUUAAGGCGGUCGAGACUGGGUUUCCUUUGGGGCACACGGUGGAUCAAGUGAAACAGGCCAAAGAAAAAGCGGGAGUGGAACAAGUUUUGAUCAACCUUAAAACAGGAGACGUUACAAAGGGCGAGCUAGGAGUUACUGCAGUGCCAGGGAAAGAGAAUGAAUUCAAAGACAAUCUCAAAGUAACAAUAGAAUAUGCAAAAGCUGUUGGUGCAAAAAAAAUACAUAUCAUGGCAGGUAGACUAGAUACAGUGACCUCAGAGAAUUGGACCAUUUAUGAGAAUAACUUGAAGUAUGCAGCUGAGGUGCUGAGGGAAGACAAUAUUCUAGGGGUGAUUGAGCCGAUCAAUCAACAUUCUGUCCCAAAAUACUUUUUGAGUGACUAUGGCAAAGCCGUGGACAUCAUAAAACGCAUUAAUAGCCCACAUAUAAAGCUACAACUGGAUAUCUUCCACCUUCAGCAUAUAUGUGGUGAUUUAUCUUACAACAUAAAGAAUCUUAUGCCUUAUGUAGGCCAUGUACAGAUAGCACAAGUACCGAAUCGUAACGAGCCAGAUACUGUUGGAGAGGUGAACUAUCCAUACAUCUUACAACAUUUGGAGCAGUGUGGAUAUAAUGACUGGAUUGGCUUGGAGUACAAGCCAGCUGCCGGCAGCAAGGCUGGACUCAAGUGGAUACAAAACUUUGGCUACACUCUGUGAUUUACUGUUCAAAAUUACUUCAAUUAUAUUAUACAAAAUAUUUGUUUUUUUUUAAUAAUUACUUACAUACUUGUAUAUC